GUCUCUAGGGGUAGAGAUGUGGAGAAUGCUUCUGGAUUUUCUCCCCUUCCUAUUGCUGCGAAACCAAGAGCUCCAGACUCUGUACUGGGACUGGAAAUCAAACCUUGACAAUCUCCUGCACCACUUCAACAGAGGAAGAGCUCUCCUCCUCCCCUUGCUGGCUAACCUUGAACUCUUUUUUGACACAGACCGUUUGACACUUUUACAGCCUGCUGUCAGCUUAGUCCUUUGACUGGCCUCCUCUGGUAAAGCACAACUUGGAUGACCACUGUCCUCUUUCUGGCCAAUGAUAUUCAAGGAAAAGGGGAUGCUGGACAGCUCCAGGGGGGGAGCAUCAACUGCAGACUCUCCAGAUAAUACAAUUGGACACUCUGAGAUGGCUGCAAAUAUAUCUGCCGAACAAAUCUCCUCUGGGUUGUGCAUUUUUAAUGGGCAGCCGGGAGACUGUCCUUCAGUUAUUUCAUGCUUUACCGUCUCAGAACCCGAGUGGACUGCAAGUUCAGCAGACCUCUGAAGCUGGGCUCUAGUUUCAGACCAUUUCUUUAGCCGAAAGUUUCUCUUAUAUACGCGAGUGUGGAUGCAUUUGCCCCUGCUGCUCACAAGUGCGACACGCCUCUGAGAAGACCAGUAUUUAGAGAAUAACUUUCCACGUGCCUGCAACCAAAAACGGUUGCGGUGAAGGUUGGCGAAACUAUUGGUCCUCAUUUCCACAGCUUUUUGGGGUCAUAGCAUCGUGAUCUCAGAUCUGGAAAAGGAGAUCGAAAAAUAUAGCAAGGUGCGCGUUUCUGAUCACAUAAACAUGAAAUGGCGGUCUUGAAAUGGCAUCUGGUUUGAAAGAAUCAAGGAUACAUUCGGUGCAAAAUUGGGAAGGUAAGUUAACCAUCUUAUCUAUAUUACCUAAAACAAAGCUAGCUACCGCAUUACAUAGCCUACAUCAAAAUGUCCUUACAUUACGCGACAGUAUGCGUCCAUCAAGUAAUAUUUUUCUACUGUCUAUAACCAAGUAUGCCUACCAGUAAACCACACAAAACAUUACCAAAAUAAAGUAAUCACUGGAAAAUAAAAUGCUGCUUUCAGGAUUCCACAAUCCUUCUCCUGACAGCCCGUAGCCCGACCGGCUAACAUACACAUGCAUCUAUCAGACUGUCGAGCAUUAUAUACGUCACGAAUCCAGUACCGGUGUCGGUCGACGAAAUAGAGCCAGCGCCAAUCGAAAUGGGGCUAGCCGUAUUACAGGUUUCCUACUCGAAAUCCUAUCUUAUCUGUAUUUUUACCAUGGUAAUUUAAUUUAGGACAUGAUUUAAGAAUGUCCCAUUAUGUUCAUUUUCCUAUCUUAACUCCAGGAAACCUGGUGUCGCAGUCGACGGAGAGAGCUAGGACCGGUAUGGAAGCAUAGUUUGAGACAUCACCAAUAUUUUCGUAUGAAUUGCUAGACAGUUAUACUGCGUUCCAGACAACUCAGAAGUCGACUUUUCCCACUGAACUCUAUUAUACACUAUGGUUUUUUCCAAACACAGUUUGAUGGCGGACUGAGUACAUCUCAAACUCCUCCCACCUCCACCCCUUUCCACUUUCAAUCGUCAUUUCUAAGAAAUUGAACUGUAGUGCGUGUACUAAACGCUCGUAGCAAACAGCUAGUAAGAUGAGAGAACGAGGCAAAGGUUCCAGCAAAAUUAAAUGGAAGGGGAUGUCAUCAGAAUCUCACUGUGACGACGUCGCUAACGUUAAAUGACAGAGAUAAAUGCAGCACUCAACUUCAUUAUUCGACCGUUUCACUGUUUAAGCUGCUUUUCGUAGCCUAAUUCAUUGUCAUAUGAUGGACCCCCUUGUUUUGCACCCAAAGUUCAAUUUCCUUCAUGUGUGAAACAUUCUUUGUAUUUUUCUAUUUAUACUAUUUAUAAAUUCCUCAUUAUAUGUUUUUGGAUUAAAGUUAUUCAUUUUCCCCAAAGCCGAAAACUAAACUGGAUGAAUGUCUAAAUUAUAUGGAUUUAAACAUAUCCCAGACCACUGACUAACAUUUACUUUGGCAUUCAGCCACCAUUAUUGCACAGUUUACUUUAAUAUAGUGUUUGCAAUGGCUGCAUGACAGAGAGAGCGGCUCACAGUAUAAAUAACACAGUGGCGGUCAGUCUGGUCACCACUUCUGUGUGUUCUGUUUCUGUAUUCUGUGCUUUGGCCUGACACUGGGAAACUUCAACCACUCAAAUGAGACCUGUAGGUACUGUGGUGAUUUUGGGGCUGCUGGCAGGGGCAUGGGCACAGGGGCUCCCAAGUAUUCGCAAGCCAAACUGUGAUUCACCAGAGGCAGAAGAGGCUGCUUUAGCAGCCCAGGAAUACAUUAAUGCACAGCUCAGUCAUGGUUACAAGUAUGCCCUCAACCAGGUUGAAGAAAUCAAGAUAAUGACAAAGCCAGAUGGUGGAGAGACCUUUGUUGUGGAACUGGAUCUGCUUGAAACUAAGUGUCAUGUCCUGGAUCCAACGCCUGUUGCCAACUGCACAGUCCGACCCCGCCAUGAAACGAAAGUUGAAGCAGACUGUGAUGUGGUAUUGUCCAAGGCUGGAGGCAUUCUGACUGUGGUGGCCUACAAGUGUAAAUCCGAACCUGAUUCAGCUGAAGAUGUAUGCAUUGGGUGUCCUCAGCUUGUGCCUCUGAACCACACUGAUGCCCUGCAGGUUGUCAGUGCUUCUCUGGCUGUCUUCAACGGCAAACUGGAUAACAACAGUGUACAAUUUGCACUGUUGGAGGUUGGCAGGCUGUCAGCACAGGUUGUGUCUGGCGGUUUCCAGUAUUUUGUGGAAUAUGGUAUUGUAGAAACGAACUGCCCAAUUGAUGGCAAUGACGCAUGUGUUCCACUGCCGCAGCCUCUGGGACGGAAAGGCUUCUGUGUGGCUAAUGGUAUCCUUUCUGCUGUUACCGUUGACUGCAUGCUCUUUCUCACUGCGCCCCCACUGGACCCAACAGCAAAUGGUAUGGGGCCAGUAACACCCCCUGCUGUCCCGAAGCUCCAGACCAUCCCCGGCCUCAAACACCACCACAGGUUCAAUGCCAUCCGUGAUCCAGCAGCCGCUGGCCUUCUGUCUGAGUCGGGUGAGUCGGACGAGGUGCCGAUUGUGAAGAGGCAAGCCCCAAUGGACACACUGCUUGAUCUCCCAGUGGUGCCAAUGGCUCCUGAAGUACCAGCAGCUGCAAUGCCACUUUUGCCUAUAUGUCCUGGAAGAAUCCGGCACUUCUAAGCUACAAAUUUCUAAAUGUGACAUGUUUUUCAACCAGGUCAUGUUUGAUGCCUUUAUGAUAAUAUCAAAAGGGGGUUUACUAAAUUUGAUUUGAUAACUCAUUGUGUCAGUUUCUUUCAUUGGGUGCAUGGCAUUCAUCAUCAUUUCUCAAUUAUUUACUGUACUACGUCAGAAAUUAAUAUGCGUUCACUCUGGACGGUACAGAAUUUAGUUGUGAUUGGAAGAUGGUGACCAAUGUGAUCCUUGUGCUAUGGUGGCAUUUAUUCACAUUCAUGCAAUGUGGCUCUAUGUGUGUACUCUUUACAAGGAAUAAUAUCUACUUCAUUUAAUUAAAGAAUUAAACCACA
Conger conger (European conger) is the source of this 3581-nucleotide messenger RNA. RefSeq names its product alpha-2-HS-glycoprotein-like. The record is from RefSeq and is a predicted model, not a curated record. Gene Ontology annotation, molecular function: cysteine-type endopeptidase inhibitor activity. Gene Ontology annotation, biological process: negative regulation of endopeptidase activity. Bases 2206 to 3234 code for a protein of 342 amino acids. Lineage: Eukaryota; Metazoa; Chordata; Actinopteri; Anguilliformes; Congridae. The transcript has 7 exons. Gene Ontology annotation, cellular component: blood microparticle; extracellular region; extracellular matrix.